Hyphopichia burtonii NRRL Y-1933 is the source of this 821-nucleotide messenger RNA. RefSeq names its product 40S ribosomal protein eS1 (gene RPS1). NCBI's taxonomy places the organism in Eukaryota, Fungi, Ascomycota, Pichiomycetes, Serinales, Debaryomycetaceae. The coding region runs from base 15 to 782 and encodes 255 amino acids. Gene Ontology annotation, biological process: translation. Gene Ontology annotation, molecular function: structural constituent of ribosome. Gene Ontology annotation, cellular component: cytosol; ribosome. The transcript has a single exon. The record is from RefSeq and is a predicted model, not a curated record.
CUAGAAGCACAACCAUGGCUGUCGGUAAAAAUAAGAGACUUUCCAAGGGUAAGAAAGGUUUGAAGAAGAGAGUUGUUGACCCAUUCACCAAGAAAGAAUGGUACGACAUUAAAGCUCCAUCUACUUUCGAAAACAGAAAUGUUGGUAAAACUUUGAUCAACAAAUCCACCGGUUUGAAAAACGCUGCCGAUGGUUUGAAAGGUCGUGUUGUUGAAGUUUGUUUAGCUGACUUACAAGGUUCUGAAGACCACUCUUACAGAAAGGUUAAAUUGAGAGUUGAUGAAGUUCAAGGUAAAAACUUGUUAACCAACUUCCACGGUUUAGAUUUCACUUCUGAUAAAUUAAGAUCCUUAGUUAGAAAAUGGCAAUCUUUAGUUGAAGCUAACGUUACUGUUAAAACCGCUGAUGAUUACGUUUUAAGAGUUUUCGCUAUUGCUUUCACUAAAAGACAAGCUAACCAAGUUAAAAAAACCACUUACGCUAAAUCUUCUAAAUUAAGAGAAGUUAGAAAGAAGAUGAUUGAAAUCAUGCAAAGGGAAGUUUCUAACGUUACUUUAUCUCAAUUAACUUCUAAAUUAAUCCCAGAAGUUAUUGGUCGUGAAAUUGAAAAAUCUACUCAAACCAUCUUACCUUUACAAAACAUUCACAUUAGAAAAGUUAAAUUAUUAAAACAACCAAAAUUCGACUUGGGUGCUUUGAUGUCUUUACACGGUGAAGGUACUACUGAUGAUAAAGGUAAAAAAGUUUCUGGUUUCAAAGAUGUUGUCUUAGAAUCCGUAUAAUUGUAUUAAAAGAGUGUUGAAGAGUUGAAAAAAAGGAAG